Molecule: messenger RNA, 525 nt
Organism: Rhodotorula toruloides NP11
Lineage: Eukaryota; Fungi; Basidiomycota; Microbotryomycetes; Sporidiobolales; Sporidiobolaceae
Product: glucosamine-phosphate N-acetyltransferase
Exons: 4
Coding region: 1-525 (174 amino acids)
Biological process (GO): UDP-N-acetylglucosamine biosynthetic process
Cellular component (GO): endoplasmic reticulum-Golgi intermediate compartment; endoplasmic reticulum; Golgi apparatus
Molecular function (GO): glucosamine 6-phosphate N-acetyltransferase activity; monosaccharide binding
Source: RefSeq, a predicted model, not a curated record
AUGCCCGCCGAGACUGCUGAGUACCUCUUCGACGCUGCUCUGGUGCCGUCCGAGCUGCGCCAGUCCCUCCCCGCCGGCCUCUCGCUCCGCCCGCUCGCUUCAUCAGACUACUCGCGCGGACACCUCGACCUCCUCGCACACCUCACCUCCUCGCCCGACGUAGGCCAGCAGACAUGGUCGACACGAUUCGACGAGAUGCGAGCGGUCAACGCCGUCCAGCUCACGUACCUGCCGGUCGUGAUUGUCGAGGACGAGUCGGACAGGCUUGUGGGGCAGGCAACGGUCGUGGUCGAGCGCAAGUUCCUUCGUGGAGCUGGACUCGUGGGACACGUCGAGGACGUCGUGGUUGACCCGAAGAUGCAGGGAAAGAAGCUUGGGCUGAAGUUGCUGGAGGUUGUGACGGCUUUGAGCGAGAGAGUCGGCGCCUACAAGGCGAUCCUGGACUGUGACCCGAAGAAUGAGGCGUUCUACGUCAAGUGCGGAUACGAGAACAAGGGCUGUGAGAUGGCAAAGUACCGGAAAUGA